Bicyclus anynana (squinting bush brown) is the source of this 3532-nucleotide messenger RNA. RefSeq lists its product as uncharacterized. Bases 17 to 718 code for a protein of 233 amino acids. Lineage: Eukaryota; Metazoa; Arthropoda; Insecta; Lepidoptera; Nymphalidae. The transcript has a single exon. The record is from RefSeq and is a predicted model, not a curated record.
UGUGAUUAAAUGGCGUAUGGUAAAUCGUGUUGUAACUAUUAUUUCUCUCUCAAUAUAUUUCAGUGGCGACGAAGUGGUUAAAAUGUCGAUCGGUAAAAUUUCCGAGUUUAAUAUGCAUUCGGACAAUUGGAAAUUGUACGUAGAAAGGUUGGAACAGUACUUUAAAGUGAACAAAAUUGAUAGUGACUUGUAUGUUCCGACAUUAAUAACAGUCAUGGGUGCCGAGUGCUAUGAACUGUUGGUGAAUUUGUGUACACCUGCGAAACCCACGUCAAAAACUUUCAGUGAACUAACGGUUAUAUUGGAAAAACAUUUACAACCGAAACCAAGUAUACUGGCGGAAAGGUUUAAAUUUCGACAUCGCAAGCAAAGGGAAGGUGAAAGUAUAGCAGAAUAUGUUGCUACAUUGAAAUGUUUGUCCAAGACUUGCGAAUUUGGCAAUUGGUUAGAAGAGAGUUUGCGGGAUCAGUUUGUGUGUGGCAUCACGAGCGAAACGAUACGUCAACGGUUGUUCGCAGAAGAGAAGUUGGAUUUUGGGAAGGCGUACGGUUUAGCUAUGAGCUUAGAAGCGGCAGAGAAGAACGCGGCUAUCGUGGAGGCGCCUCCGAGUUCAAGUUCAGGGCUAUCGGCGGCGCGAGCAAGUUUGCAGAAUGUCAGGCCAUCGCGGGCGCAGGACGUCGACGGGCCCCGGGUGGCGGGGCGGAGUCACGGCGCGUAGAUGAUGACGGUCGCGGCAGGCGGCGUCAGUCGGGAUUCCCUCAGGGGGUGCGCGCGGACGUCCGCUCGGCAGUUAACCCAUUGACAGGUUCAGUGUCAGCGCAAGGCAAUCGCUGUAGUGUGUGUGUGGGCUAUUCCAUAAAGGCGGCGGCCGGGACACCUGUAAAUAUCGUCAAUACUUCUGCCGAAUUUGUGGCUCCCAAGGUCAUCUUCGUCGUGUUUGUCCUUAUCUGGCAAACCAGCACCGGGUAGAAGUAACAGAAGGCCCUUCUACCACUGCAGGCAGUGAUAACAGUGAGGAUAGUGACGAGGUAAUUAGUACUUGCAUAAAUAAUCUGUCAAUCCAGCAGUGUAAGCCUAUAGAAGUGACGUUAAAUAUUCAGGGUCAGGAUUUGACGAUGGAGUGUGAUACAGGCAGUGCCGUGUCAUGUAUCAGUUAUAAUUGGUAUAAAAGAAAAUUUAGUGAUUUAAAGCUAUUUAAUAGUAAGUUGCAAUUGAGAUAUUACACUGGAGAGUGUAUAUCGCCCGUGGGCCUUUUGAAACCACUAGUAAGAUAUGGACAGACUAAAAAAUAUUUAGAUUUGUAUGUAAUAAAUAAUGGCAAAACUAGUCUAUUAGGUAGACAGUGGCUAAUUGAAUUAAAUGUAAGAAUACCCAGUUUCGUGAGCUCUGUUAAUAGCAUCGUAGAGGAAGUUUUUAACAUGGAAAAAUUCAGUUCCAGAUACUGUAAUGUGUUCGCGGACGGCCUGGGACGGUUCACCGGCGGCCGGGUGAGCAUCCGCCUGCGAGAGGACGCGAAGCCCGUGUUCAUGCGCGCGCGCCCACUCGCUUAUGCGCUGCGUGAGCCAGUGGAGCGUGCGUUAGAACAGCUGGUAAGGGACGGCAUCCUCACUCCGGUCGACCGCUCCGACUGGGCGACUCCAAUCGUACCGGUAAUUAAGAAAGACGGAACUAUCCGGAUUUGCGCUGAUUAUAAACUCACGUUAAAUAAACUAAUUGAAGUCGAUCGAUACCCAUUGCCGAAAGUCGACGAUUUAUUAACGCGUGUAAACGGGGGGCAACGAUUUAGUAAGAUUGACUUAUCGCAAGCAUAUGCACAAUUUGAACUGGAUGAGUCAAAGCAGUAUAGCGUGAUAGCGACGCACAAAGGUUUAUAUAUGUAUAACAGACUUAUAUACGGUCUUGCUUCGAGCAGGCAUUUUUCAAAAGAAAUUGGAAGCAUUAUUUGCAGAUUUGCCUCAGGUAGGUGUUUUUCUUGACGAUAUUAUUAUUACGGGAAGAAACGACAAGGAACAUACGUCGAACCUGCAUAAAGUUUUCGAUAGAUUACAGGAGUACGGCUUACGUGUAAAAAAAGAAAAAUGUGUUUUCUUUGCCGAAUCUAUUAAUUAUUUAGGGUACUGUAUUAGUAAGAACGGGGUUCAUACCUGUCCAGAUAAGGUAAAAGCAAUUGUUGAUACACCAGCACCUAGCGACGUAUCACAGUUGAGAGCUUUUAUCGGUAUGGUGAUGUACUACGCGAAAUUCAUUAAAAAUGUUAGUACUAUUCUAGCACCUUUAUACAAUUUGUUGCGCGCCAAAAAUAAAUUUGUUUGGUGUGAACGAUGCGAGGCUGCUUUUAGAGAAAUUAAGCGAUUGUUAGUUUCAAGCGAGGUGUUGGUGCACUACUCGCCGGAUCUGCCUCUUGUGCUCACCGCUGACGCCAGCUCCACUGGGCUAGGGGCGGUAAUAUCGCAUCUCACACCGGAAGGAGAACGGCCCAUAGCUUUUGCAUCAAGAACUUUAACCUCGGCUGAACGUGCAUAUGCACAAAUCGAUAGGGAAGCAUUAGCUAUUAUAUAUGGUGUAAAAAAAUUUCAUCAAUUUUUGUACGGCCGGGAGUUUAUUUUGAGAACAGACCAUAAAGCACUUACUUUUAUAUUUGGCCAUAAAACAGGUAUACCGGUGAUGGCAGCGUCACGUAUACAAAGAUGGGCAAUCCUGUUAGCAGGGUAUAAUUAUAAAAUUGAAUUUGUUACAUCGGCUGAAAACUGUGCCGAUGGAUUAUCGCGCUUACCUCUUAUUAAAAAAGAAUGCCGUAGGACAGAAGGGUUGACUUAUUUGAACUUAAGAUCUAGGUUAGAUUUGUUAAGACCAAAUAGAGCGCGGGAAACUAGGGUACUAGAGGCUCAGCGUAAGCAGGUAGAAUAUGCUGGCGGUGUAACGAGACAGCUCGCCGAGGGGGAAGCGGUUUGGACUCGGGAGUAUGGCGGAAAUGAAAAAUGGGUCAAGGGUAAAAUAUGUAGGCAAGAGGGAACUCGUAGGUAUGUUGUAGACAACGGGGAUGGCAAAAUGAUGCAACGUCAUGUAGAUCAGAUCAGACGCAGAUCGCGGUUAUCCGAUGUCGCAUGUCCCAUGUCGGAUAAGGAGUUGAGUUCUACCGAGAGUGAGGUAGCUGUCGAGGAGUCGGUAGUGGUGCCAGAAGAGGGUGCAUCGGAAAUAGUCGUGGGGAAGGAGUUGCAGAUGCAUAAGGAUUUGCCUUCGAGCGCUAGUACGCAGUUAUCACCUCCAGCUCUUCCGUCACCACAACUGACAGCUGUAGUAGAGAACCGUCCCAAAAGAGUGCGUAACCCAGUGGUACGUUUCAGAAUAGAAUAAGAUUAGUUGAUAAGUAAUUAGGGAUUAUAGUACAUUAAAUUCAUAAGUUCUUUUAGUUUGUAAAUCAAAUGGUUUAGUAGAUUUGGCAGGGAGGUGUAAUGUAUGCUAGGUUAACAUUUGUAGGUAGUCACAUAAAUUAUGUCAUCUUUCUGUGUGUGAUUAAAUGGCGUAUGGUAAA